AUGAUGGAUCCGACAUCAUUCGGAUUUGUAGCAGUAAUUGCCGUUUUGAUCACUAUAAUUUCAAUUAUUGUCUUAAAAAUGUAUCCAAAAGAAACUGAUUUUGAAAAGGCUUACGGAGAAAAUGCAUUGCGAUUGCUUGCUGAGGAUCGUGUGACUAAGGCAAAAAGUGCAAAAAACAAAAAUAAAGGAAAAUAUGGUGAUAAGAAAAGAGAUUUUGUGGUGGAAGAAAAGCAAAAUCGAAAUGAAAAACCUGCAAAUGGUGAUUUACUCUAUGUUCCAUUAUCGACAAAUAGUCAUUGCGGAGCCGAUGAAUGGAAUGGUACGAAUGAUGGUGAAAAUGAUACAAAACUGAAUCGUAAGAAAUCCAAGGGCAAACAGCUGGUGACUGAAAUUAAGCAGCAUACAGAAUCGGCAAAAGAUGAGUACGUUGCUGUUACGAAGACUAUGGAAAGUUUAUCAGGGCAACGAGAUAGUUCUGAGAAGCUAAAUGAUGAGCCGGAACUAAAAUCUACUGUAAAGGUUCUUCAUGAUGAAAAUAAAGGCAACGAUGUUGGCGAAAGAAAAGCGAGGAAAAAGAAUCGUGCACGACGGAAUGACGAACAUUUACGUGAAAUCGUGAAAGGGGAAGUUAAAGUGGCAGAUGAAAAUCCAGCUGUAGAAAUCAUGACAUCUCUUGAAAAUGACGACAAAAACCUAGAAAAGAUGAAACCAAAGAAAGCAAAUCCAUUAAAAGAUAUUAAUACGAACAAAUUUCAAGCACGUUUGAAUGCUGUAGCAGACCUUGAGCCAGAAUAUAUCACAUUUCUCACGAAUUAUAUCAACAGUGUGAAUACACAGAAAGCCAAACUGGGUGAUCAAAUUGCUUUGAUGAAAAAACAAAUUGCCGACAAAGAUCGUCUCGUCUUACAGUGUACCGAUAAACUCACAGCAGCGGAACAAAAAGAUUCAGAAAUUGCUAUGCUUCAGAAAACAUUGGCCGAAGAGAAGAGAAAGUAUAAAUUAUUUGAACAAACAGUAUGCACUCAACUGAGCAAUAAUGCACAAGAAAAGUCGUACUUACAGCGUAAAUAUGAUCAGCUGCAAGGAGAAUUUGGUGCAUUGAGGGAAGAGAUGAAAAAAGCACAAUCUGUAAUUCACUCGACUCCACCACCCGUUGAUACUAAACCUUAUCAGCAACAAAUUGACAGACUGAAAACUGAGUUAGCUUCAAGUAAAAACCGUUGUUCGCAACAGGAAUUGGAAUUGAAUCAGCGAUUGCAAACACUACAACAAAUAAGAAAAGAAUUACAGAAUCAAGAUUGCCAAAUUGAACAUUUGAGCAAAACGAAUGCUUUACUCGAGAAACGUUUGCAAGAUGUUGAAGGCAAUGCGAAAGCAGAACGUGAUACGCUUCAGAUGAAAUUGCAAAGCACAAUGAAAGUGGCAGAAGAAUUAAGUAUAGUGACCUCCGAGAUUCGAGAUGAAAUGUUGCAACAGAAAGGAAAUGCAGAAACAGCAGUUCAGGAACGAGAAAAACAUUGCGAACAAAUUCAUGUUUUAAAUGCGCAACUUAUGGAUGCAAAUCGAGAACGCAUGAGAUAUAUGAAUGAUUGUGCUACAUACAGUGAAAAAUUGACCGAAAUGGAAACUACAAAUGCAGAGUUAAGCAGUAAACUGGAAGCACUGCAGAGCGCAACUGCAACGAGUGAUGCAAAUUGUGGUGAAUUAAAGAAGGAAGUUGAAAAAUACCGAAAACAGCUUCAUGAUGUUAUGGAAGCCCAUGAUAACGAUAUCACCAAGCUAAAGAAUGAAUUAGAAUAUAUGCAGGAAGAAAAGGAAAAAUAUGCUAAGCAGAUGUCUGUCGACAUUUCUAAGGAAAUGGUUGAAGUUGCAAAGUGUCGUAAAGAGUUGAGUGAAUUUAAAAGCGAAUACAAUAAAAAACUAAAUCAUAUUGUCUCUCUGGAAGAGGAGAUCGCAAAAUAUAAGGAAGCUGAGAUGAAAAGAGAAACACUAAUAUCUUCUUGUAAUGAUGAUGGUAUGCUAGAGAAAAUGAUAAAAAACGAAGUUCAGUCGGCAGCAAAGGAUAAUGUUGCAGUUUGUGACGACAAGAUUAAUUUGGAAAUCAAUGAAUUAAAAAUGCAAAACGAGGAAUUACGUAAGAUAAAUUAUAAAAUUGUAGAAAUUUCACAACAACAGGAAGCUAUUUUCAAGAAACACUUGGAAGAAAUAGAGAAAAAUCAUGUGAAAGCGCUGCAACAGCAUUGUUGUAAUGUAUUCAAGACUCUCUGUGCAAUUGCACCGCAAAAUACAAAAUUGCCAAGUGUACCGGUUAUUUGCGAUAUGGAUCACUUUUACAAAUGGUUGAGAGAUGUCGAGGACGUGAUGAAGAAGAACGAAAAUGUGAAGCAGAUCAGUAAGAAUAAAGGUGAUGACAGCGAAAAUAAGAUAAAUUUGAAGAAAGUUGCGGAGCUGGAAGCAAAUAAUCGAAGGUAUCGAUCAGCACUUACUAACCUUUCUUCUCACAUCGAUGCAAUUGAGCAAGAAGCGAUGUUGAAGGAAGAAGUAUAUCUUAGUGAAAUUUCACGUUUACAACAUGAAAUAAAUGGGCAACUCAAAAAGCAACUAGAAAAUGAACACAAACGAAAAUUGGAACUUGUUUCUCAGGCAUCUAAAAUUUAUGAAGUAAUGAAUAGACAGCAAAAAAAGCAUAGUAACAAUGAAGUGGUGGUAGCAGAAUCACAAGAUGAAAAAUGGAAGUGCAUAUGA
Messenger RNA from Brugia malayi, 2745 nucleotides. RefSeq lists its product as uncharacterized. The record is from RefSeq and is a predicted model, not a curated record. Lineage: Eukaryota; Metazoa; Nematoda; Chromadorea; Rhabditida; Onchocercidae. Bases 1 to 2745 code for a protein of 914 amino acids. The transcript has 23 exons.